GGUGGUGGUAACUAAGCAAUGCGUGGGGACACCAAAUGAAAACGGAAGCACAAUUUAUAAAUAUGUAGAGCUAAAUUCUACAUGUAAAAGAAAAAAAGAACUAGAAAAUUGUUUUGACCAGGAUUUAGAGAGAUGACUUCUGACGCUGAUGUUGUCCACAAUCGCAAUGCAGAUCCAAUUUGCAUUAAAGUUUUAAAAGCUAAAAACUUGAGAGGCUCGAGGGGAGAAAAUGUAGCCUUUGUUAUCAAAGUGGAGUUUGCUGAUCGACUGUUGAGUGAAAGUUCUAAGUUUGAUACUAAUGGGGACAGCCAGUUAGAUUGUAACUUUACUUCUUUUCUUAACUGCCCUUCAGAUGACGUUGUGGCCCUUGAUGAGCUGGCCAACAAACCACUUGUAUUUACUGUCAGUGAAGUUCUACAGAAAGAAAAGAAACAGAAAGAAGAGAAGACAAGUCUUCUAGGUCAAUGCUGUUUAGAUUUGUCUCCCUUUCUAAGAGGUACAACUCAUAUCAAGCAAACACUGACAUUGUGUCCAUUUUCUGGGUCACCACUGGAAAACCUUUUUCAAGAAAACCAGAAAGCAGAAUUGGAUGUAAAUGUGACCUUAAACCAACCAUUGGUAACUGAUGCUCAUUUCAAGGGAAGUAAUAUUCUGACUAUAUCUCUGGGAAGUCUGUACUCUCCCCCUGAAUCAUGGACAACUAUGAGUCAGUCUUAUCACUAUGGGGCUUCUCUUCCUAUUCCUAUCACCCCAGAGAGAGAAAAUUCAGUGGUCUUCACCAACGGUCUAUUAAAACCUGCUCAGGAUAAAGAUGCUAACAACAAACAGAAGAAAUGGGCCAAUCCAGGAACAGCAUCUGGUAAUGCAGCCUAUUUACCAACAAGCAUUUUUAGUAUUCCUAUUGAAGAAGAAGAUGGUGACUUGAAAGGGAAAGAAGAUGUAGACCAUCGCAACAUAGCAGAGAAUGAUAGGCAUCGUGUGAUAUGGAACAUGGAGCGGAGAUGUUUCUUGGAUUCUUCAACUAUCAAAGUAUUUCAGGAGUCUAUUGCCAAAUGUCGGUAUUGGCCAUUGGAGAUAAUGAGAAUGUCACAACCUGCUGUAGGGAAAGGGAAAAAAGAUGAGGAUGUUAGUGUUGGCUUUCAUGGUAUAACUUUUUUAAACCUUGCACCACUCUUGUAUCCUGGAGUUCAGACCAUCAGAGGUGCCUUUAAAGUUAUUGGCUAUUCAGACCAUUUACUGGCUGAGAAGACCAAAAGGAAGGCAGGUCUGUUAGAUGAGACUGUCAAGGCUACUCAGAGCUCUAUGAACAGAUUGGCUAAUUCUCCUGUACAAAAGAAAGGUGGCAAAGAUGGGGAUAAAAGAGACAAAAAACAACGUCCCAGCAGUGCCAUACCACCAUCUUUUGAUUUAGAGGCAGCCAAGUCAGAGGCUGAUAGUGAAAGCCAGGCAUCUAUCAAUGUAGAGGGACAGCAGUACAAUGAAGCUAAAUCUUACAUUAUGGUAGAGCUGAGCCUGGACAAACCUCUAGUUCCAAAACGUCCUGCAGAAUUACUUGCCAAAAGAGUUGCAGAGCUGAUCCCUCCAAGGCCAAUGUUUGCUAAGCGUACAGAUGGUGCUCAAAAAGCAGUUGAAGACUUCCAUUUUCAAGUUGCAAGUGUUGCUAACCUCAUCUUAGAAGAGUUCAGAGAACAUUUUGGUGACCAGUUUAAAGAUAAUGAGCCACAAUCAAGUGAAGAUAUGGAAGCUAGGCGACAAAAACUUGUGUAUGAAUUGAAUUCAUCAGGAAAAUAUUUUGCCUUCAAAGAGCAGCUGAAACAUUCUGUGGUGAAAAUUGUGAGAGAGAAAUAUCUUCGCACCACUGGGUUUGAAGAUAGACAGGAACUUCAAACAUUUUUAUCAGAGCUUUAUGUUUACUUGAUUGACCAAAUGCAUGUUUCACUUGGUCAUGUGAUGGCCCAUGAAGACCAGCCACCUGUACCCAAACCACUCACUGACAAUGCACAGCUCAAACAUUUUGCUCAAGAGGCAGAAGUCAACCAAAACUUCCAACUAGCUGCCACAUUUUACAAAGAGCGGAUAGCUAGAGACAAAACUGAUGCCAACAGUUGGUUUGAUUUUGGAACUUUUAACUUGUACAUACAUGACAUUCCCAAGGCUGAAGAAUGUUUCAAGGAAUGCAUUUCUCUCAAUCCAAGUCACCUACAAGGAUUGAUGUUGUAUGGGGUGGUGUGUAUGAUGACAGAGAGGUACGAUCUAGCUGAAACUUUCUUUGAAUCUGCAACGUGUGUUGAACCAAAAAGUGUCCUGGCUUGGACCAUGCUGGGUUUAUUUUAUGAUGCUGUUCCAAAUGAAAUUAGUGCUGAAAUGGCAUUUAUAGAAGCCCAAAAGCUCAACUUAAUGCCAGAGGUAGAACCAAAAGAGGAAGAACCCCAAGAAGAGAGCUUUGAUGAAGAUAAAGGGAAAACACCAGACCCCCAAGAAGAGAAGUCAUCUCCAAUGUCAGAAGUUUUAAAAACGGAGUCUGUCAAAACUUUUGAAGACAAAACUCCAGAUCCAACUAAAACAUCUGUUACCGGUGCUGACAAAUUAGUUGCAGAUGAUGGUAAUGAAUUAGGAAGUGCUGUCAAAGUUUGUGUUUUGUCUUCUACUGCUGAAAAUGUAAUUGAGAUUGAGUCCAGCACCACACCUCAACCACCAGAGAGUAUCUACAUGCAGGCUGUUGAAUGGCUUCUAGAAGUGAAAGCAACCUCAUUUACAGAAAGAGCUCUAGGGCAUGAACUGGUUACCUGCCCUAAUGGUCCCACACCAGCCUAUUACAUUGCACUAGCACAGCUGAGGUUACAGAAGGGGGAAUAUAAUUUAGCAGAAGAGAGUCUCAAUGAAGCACUUCAGCUGGAUUUUCAGAGUCCAGAUGCUUGGUCAUUAAUGGGUCAUGUGAAAUAUAUGACCAAUGACUUUAAUGGUGCCAGAGACUGUUAUGAAAGGACAGUGUCAUUCAUUGAGGAUGCCAGGGACAUGCAUUCAACCUACCUAAGACUUGCCUCCAUUUAUCUGCAAGAGAAUAAGUAUGAAACAGCAAAAAGAACUUUUCUCUUGGCAUGUAAAAGGUCUCCUUCUUGUGUAUCCUGGCUUGGUGUUGGCAUUGCCUGCUACAGAUUGAAUGAACUGACGGAAGCUGAAGAUGCCCUAUCAGAAGCUAAUAUUUUAAAUAAUAAUGAUCCAGAAGUAUGGGCUUACCUGUCAUUAAUUUGUCUCAAAACAAAACGUCAACUUGAAGCAGAGCAAGCCUAUAAAUAUGCUAUCAAACUCAGCCUUGAUGAUCCAGCCCUUCUGGCAGAAAUCCACAGAGAACAAGUUAUUCAUGGAUUUGGCAACCCUGCCUUUUAGAAAAGAUUUGUUUCCACUCCACAACUGCUGAUAAAACUGCUGAGCAUUAGUGGCAAUGAAAUAUAAAAGUAGAUUCCAUUCCAUUGGAGUUAUUUAUUUAUUGCACUUUUGAUAUGUUAAUAAAAGAAAUUAUUUCAGGAAUCAUUUUCCCUGAUGUUAGGGACCUGUUUAUUUUUCUGUGACUUAUUUUUUUGAAAUAUGAAAAUGAUAAUUGUGAUAAUUCUAUAAAUUUUUGAAACAUUUGAAAAGUAUACUUUUAAUUUACACAUCUGACUAUAUUUAAAUAUGCUGUUGUUAAGGAGAUUUAAGAUGUGUAGAAACAGAUAUGCAAGCACUUUCUUUUCAUAUUUGUGGUAAUAAUCUCAGCACAUAAUUGUGUGCCACUCAUAAAGAAUUCCAGUGUGUACUGUGAUGUAAAAAAUAAAAAAAAUAUUUUUAUUUCUAAA
Messenger RNA from Biomphalaria glabrata, 3833 nucleotides. RefSeq names its product cilia- and flagella-associated protein 70-like. The transcript has 30 exons. The coding region runs from base 133 to 3387 and encodes 1084 amino acids. NCBI's taxonomy places the organism in Eukaryota, Metazoa, Mollusca, Gastropoda, Planorbidae. Gene Ontology annotation, molecular function: protein binding. The record is from RefSeq and is a predicted model, not a curated record. Gene Ontology annotation, cellular component: motile cilium; extracellular exosome. Gene Ontology annotation, biological process: cilium movement; cilium assembly.